Salvia splendens (bonfire salvia) is the source of this 4014-nucleotide messenger RNA. RefSeq names its product putative late blight resistance protein homolog R1A-10. The coding region runs from base 65 to 3442 and encodes 1125 amino acids. Gene Ontology annotation, molecular function: ADP binding. The transcript has 4 exons. Lineage: Eukaryota; Viridiplantae; Streptophyta; Magnoliopsida; Lamiales; Lamiaceae. The record is from RefSeq and is a predicted model, not a curated record. Gene Ontology annotation, biological process: defense response to other organism.
GUUUACUUUAUAGCAUUACAUUUUAGCGAUCUUUUGUCCUAGUCUAAUAACAAAUCAUCUGAGGAUGGCUUAUGUGGCUGUGCUUUCUCUCAAGCACACAGCAUACGAUCUCCUCACCAAUUCUGCUCGCCUUUCCCUCGUCCCCUCUACUCAACAAAUCUUAUCUCAAGUAUGCAACUACACUGCUUUAUUACAAGAGCUUCUUCGAAGAUCCAACAACACCAAGAGGCUGGAUGGUUUCGAGGAGCCAAUAAGAGAUGCUGCGUAUCGAUUCCAAGACACUCUCGAGUUCUCAGAACUCGAGAGCUAUGGGGACGAGCCGCGUGUAGACUUCGAGACCGUGAUCACACAAGGGUAUGUCUUGUUUUACGUAAGCACGCGACAUUUCAUGGUAGAACUAAAUAGCCCAGUUUCAGAUGAAGAAGAAGAAGAAGCGGACGACAACAUUAAUGGCUCGUUUGCUAGUACCGAUCUAGACGAUGGUGUGGAUCAGAUCGUCGGUCACCACACUGAGUUUUCCAAACUCCGGGAUCACAUGCUUAAAAGACUAAGGCCGGAUGACAUGUGCUUCUUCUCCCUCGUCGCAGAGUCUGGCACCGGGAGAUCUAUUAUAGCCAACACCGUGUUGGAAGACGAAGACCAACGCUUCGACUGCAAGGCGUGGGUGACUAUAGGUGCCCAUUUUCAGCAAUUGGAAAUCGUAAGACUCAUCCUUUACCAACUAGACAAUGAUUUUUCCGAAGAAGAUGGUGAUGACGAAGAUGAGAGAAUACGCAACUACUUGUACAAGGCUUUGGAGGGGCGUAGGUAUUUGAUUGUGUUGGAUGAUAUGUGCAGUGUAGAGGUGUUGGAAUACUUGAAAGGGUCAUUCCCAGAUCAGAGCAAUGGGAGCUUGGUGUUGCUCACUACCAAUAAAAAGGAAAUGAUUGGGUCAUUACAACCUUAUUUAGGUACUAAUGUAAUAGUGAGAGUUGGGGACUAUCAAUAUUGGGGGUGGUGGUAUUUAAGACAAGCGGUUUUUGGUGAUAAUUACCGAUUCUUACAUCCUGAAGUGUUGGAAGCUAUAAAGAAGAUUAGUGAGAAUUGUGGGGGUCUUCGUUUGGCUCUUGCUAAGACUUUGCUAUUUCUGGUAAAAAAAGACAUCACAACAGUGGAGUGGAGCAACAUAGCUGCAGAUGAAGAACAUCCUAUUUUCAAGGUGGAGGAUGAAGUUUCAGAGAUGCAUAAAAUCAAAACUGAAAUGGAGUCCUACAAUUGGAAUAUGGAUAACCCAAGAGAAUGUCUUGUCGUAACAUUGAUUUCACGAUGGAUGGAUCUUUCUGUUGACGUGGCACUAAUCAAGAAGGCGAUUAAUCCAAAAAGGUAUUUUUCUAAAAUGGAAAUCAUAUCACUUUGGGGGAUGGCAGGCAUUGGCAAAACUACUUAUGCCAAAAAAAUUAUCCAAGAUGAGGAAAUAUUUUCCAAUUUUGAUCAUAGUGUUUGGAUCACUCUAGGACCAAAAUAUGAAGCACGAGAUAUCUUAAUAGAUAUUUUAGUACAAAUAUAUCCUAGUGAAGAUAAAAUACAAAUGAAAGAAGAUGAUGAGAUAGUCACAAACUUAUGUAAAGAAUUAUCUAGUAAGAGAAUCUUGAUUGUGAUAGAUGAUUUAUGGAGCAAAGAGCCCUUGCAUCAUUUGCAAGCAUUAUUCCCUAACAUCAAAGGCAAAGCUUUGGUGACAACUAGGUUGAGAGAAGUAACUCAAUGGGGAGAAGAUGAUAUUGUUUAUAAAAUUCGGUUACUAGAUAAAGAAGAGAGUUGGUGUCUUCUUCGUCAAAAGGUGUUUCCCGAGGGAGUGUGCCCGCCUGAGUUAGAGAAAGCCGGGCGAAAAAUUGCAGAGGAAUGUGAUGGUCUUCCACUCCUAAUCCUCAAAGUGGCCGAUCAAUUACUCCAAGAGGAUAAGGAUCCGAAGUUCUGGGACCUUGUAGCCUCGGGGAAAGAAACUUCUGUGUUUGCGAAAGCACAUGAUGAAAUAUCCGAGGCAUUACUUCCGAGUUACAAGAGAUUGCCACAACAUCUAAAAGCAUGCUUUCUCUACAUGGGAGUUUUUCGUAAAUGUUGUGACAUGAACAUAUUCAAGGUCAAUGAUAAGUUGAUGGCUGAGGAUUUUCUCGAACAUAUUGUUUUCGAAUGUUUAUUUGACCUUGAGAGUGAGAGUGUCCUUUUGAUCCAUUGGAACACCCUCGGUUCCCUCAUAAAGAGUUGUCGCCUCCAUUCUGUGUUUUGGCAUCUAUGCAACAGUGAAGCCGCGAAGAAUGGCUUUUUUCAUGCGAUCAAUAGCUAUGACGAUUGUUUCAUGGAGAACAUGGAGAGUCAACGCAGGUUAUGCAUUCGCAAUAGUACUUUGUUGGGCUUCAGAGAUGUACACACCUCAAUGGAGUCCGUUGCAAGUGCGCGUUCUUUUUUAUGUGUGAGUCCACCUCAUCAAUAUCCGGUCCCCGUAAGUUUUGGCUUGAGGUUGCUUAGGGUUUUGGAUGCCCUAGCAAUCCGCAAAUACCAGUUCCCAGUUGAAGUAGUGGAACUACUUCAACUGAGAUACCUUGCCUUGACUUGUUACGGCAGUCUACCUACAUCAAUAUCCAAGCUUUGGAAGCUUCAGUUCUUGAUUGUGAAUCGGUACAUGAGCACCAACACAUCUUCGCUUUUGCCAGUGGAAAUUUGGGACAUGAAGGAAUUGAGGCAUCUUCAAAUCAUGGGUGGGCACAUACCUAACCCGAAUUGUGGUGCUUCUUUGCCAAUGCUCACAACACUUUGGGAUGUGAGUGCUCGGAGCUGCACACGAGAGGUUCUUGAAAUGAUUCCGAAUCUGAAAAGGUUAGGGAUACGAAUUGAGCUAGCCCCCGAUGGUGAAGGCGAUUCUUCCUUCACUUACUUGAAUAACAUUUCUCACAUUUCCGGACUAAAGUCACUUAAAUGUGUCGUUGUAAAUCCUCAAUUCGGAUCGAAGACGGUUCAUCCACCUCCACCAAUGUUCCCAUCAAGCCUUACAAAGUUAACCUUGAGCGGUUUUGGAUAUCCUUGGAAAUACAUGAGUAUCAUUGGUAAAUUGCCAGUUGAAGUGCUCAAAUUGAAAAGUUAUGCAUUUCGAGGCCCAGUAUGGGAGAUUAAUGAAUUUUAUUUCAAGAACCUCAAAUAUCUUCUAAUUGAAGAUACAGAUUUGGUGUAUUGGAAACUCAAAGUUCCUAGUUUUACGCAAUUUGAGUGUCUUAGCAUUAGACAUUGCUACAAACUGAAAGAGCUCCCUAUUGUCUUAAAUUUGAAUAAUAAAGUGGAGAUAAUAGAUUGCAGCCCUUUCACUGUGAAUUGGGCAGAGCAGAUGAGGCUAAAAGUAUUGCCAUUCCAGUUGACAACCCAACUUUCUUGGAUUGGUCCAAAAGUUAAUGUUGCAGCUGCUCUGGAAGAAUGAGAAUUGAAGUGCUUGUUCAAAGUAUAAGAAGUUUGCUUGAUUUCAGUUGUUUGCAUCAAGGGUACUAGGUUGUGUUUAGUUCAUAUUAUACUAUGAACGUUCUUGUAUUCAACGGUCCUCAUUGAGAAAUUGAUUUAGUUUUGGCUUGUAUAAAUAUUAACAACAGUUGUUCGAGCAAUUGUAACUUGAUUUUGUGUGCUUUUGUGAUAUCUUGUGAUACGGGUACUCCAUCGACCCAUCACGAUCGUAGAGCCACCCAAUCCACCAGGGCUGAUGGUUACCUCUCGACCGCGUUGCCAAGACACACGUUCUAGUUAUCCCCAGCAUUACGUUUGAGUGAAAUCAUGUCUAUCCUUUUAUUAGCAUUAUUAUAUGUUAUUUAAUUAUUUGUCUUGUAUUGAGUCGAGCAGAACUAUAAGUUCUAUUUCAGGUUUUCUUUGUCGGUUCUUUCCUGAAAUAUAAAAGAGAGUCGAACCGCAUAGGGUCUAGUCGUCUAGAUCUUAUAAAUAGAGCAAUUGUAUUUGUAUAUCAUUCAAGUAAUACAAUACUAUUAGUUGUCUAUUUCUUCUUUA